AAGUCACCAGCAGAGGUCAUUAAACGUCCAUAUCAGAGCUAUCGAUGCAUUAGUAUAGUAGUGCGAUUGCUUUUGUCUGUUUUAUUGCUGUGAAUGGACCACUGGCUAACGUUGGACUCAAAAUCUAUGUAAAAAAUUCCCUGCCAUACUACCAAUUCAGCAAUGCAGUCUUUACAAGGAGAGAAUCAACACCUGUGGAUGUCACAAGUCAUUGAUUUGAUGGUGUCCAGCUAGAGCUAGCUACAGCUAUGUCUGUCGCCUCUCUCCUGCGAAGUGCCAUGAGAGUGGGGAACAGACAUGUCGCAGCACAUUUGGUCCAUCAGAGAGCUCUUUCAGGGGCAGAUGCUAUCAAUGCACUGAGACCUUUCUACUUCGCAGUGCAUCCAGACUUCUUUGGCCAGCAUCCCAGGGAAAGGGAAGUGAAUGAAAAUUCCCUCAAGAGACUCAAUGGUUAUUUGGAAAACCUUCAGAAACCGGGAACCCGCUCAGUCCAACCAACAAAGCUCACCUUUUAUGUCAGGGAAAUAAAGGAGAAGGAAGACAUUCAGAAGGACGUCCUUCCUCCUGGGUUCCGUUCGGUCAGCUUCACUCUGCAGACCAAGGAUGUCCUGACCACCGUAAUGGACGUGCUGAAGUCCUGCAGUCUGUCCACAGAGCACAUGAAGGGACUGAAGGCCAGCUCAGAGUCACCCAAGAGCCAGCAGCCAGUGGCUGGGCAUGGGAACCCUUUCUACAGGCCCAUCAAAUGGGACAAAAGCUACUACAGCUUCACUGGCUUCAGAGACCCAGAGCAGGAGCUGAAGCAGGCCAAGAAAGUAGAGCCCACACUAAGCUUGUGGCUGAGAAACCAUGAGAAGGAGGCUACGAAGAAGCAGAACGCCAGUGUCCCUCGACGGGAGGAGCUGAAGAGACUCAAGAAGGAAUUGUGUCAAAAAUUUGCCUUGGAAGAUAUUAGGUGGCAGCGCAGCUGGGGAGUGACUCACAGAUGCUGUCAGCUCCAGAGUCUGAGCCGUCUCUCCCAGCAGAACCCUGAGGCUGUGCUCAACCUGCGAGGACACACUAUAAUAUUCACUGACCAAUCAGGGAUGAAUGCCUCGGGUCAUGUGAUGCUGGGAACAAUGGAUGUUCAUCACCAAUGGACAAAACUGUUUGUGAGUCUCCCCAGCUACCGUAGCCUGCUCCAGCAGACAGAGUGGCUGAAGGAGAGGAUCAGCCAUGUGUUGGGAGGUAUUCAAGUAACUAACAUAGAGAGACUGGGACCUGUACAGCCUAUAGAGGAACACUGCAGCAUCCUCAACACCUUCCAUAAGAGACUACUGGCCCGACGCCUAGCCCUGCAUCCCAGGAGCCUGCAAGGUCUGGCCAUGACCCUGGAGAAUGACCGCUCCAGCCCCAGCCUGCAUGAGAUGGGUCACUUCGUCAUCCCAGCCACCUGUGAGCCCAGCAGACUACAGACUUUCCUCCAGAGCAUGGCCUGGGAGGCCCGACAACGAAUCAAACACAGGAAACAGCUGCAGAAGGAGGAGGAGGAGGUACUGCUCCACUGCCUGGAGGCUCUGGCCCUGAGGAAUCUGUCCAAGGAGCCCAGUGUCAGACACAACCAGAUGAUCCCCUGCUGCAGGCGGUUGCUGGAGGAACGCUCCCCCCUCAUGGAGGGCCUCCGGGUGGAGGUCUCCCACUUCUACUCUGUCAUGCAGGACGGGGACUUGUGCAUCCCCUGGGACUGGCAGGGCUGAGGGGACAGGGACAGGGGACAUGCUGCAGCACGCCUGGUUGAAUCAGACUCCAUGCUAUCCUCACCAUGUCUACCACCAAGCUACACUGCAGCUGCCUCACAGAGAAACAAACCGACUGACUCUCACAAGGUCAAUCACGUUAUCCUUCUACUGGAGAGGACAGAUAAACAGACAUACUCUUUUCACACUAUUGUGCUGAACCAGGGCCCGGUUUCCCAAGAGCAUCUUAAGGCUGAGUUCAUAGUUAGAACCUUCGUAGGAGCAUUGUUAAAUCUCUGAACUGUUUUCCAAAGCCAUCCUUACUAAAGUUGCACUUGAAAACGCUUGUUAUUUACCGUCUGCCUCAGAUCACUCCGAGAACUGCUAGUGUUAUUUUUCCCUUCCACUAAACAUAGACUCAAGAUGCUUCUCUGUCUCUCUGUGACCACCGAUAACUUCACAACGAUGUUGACUGCAAAUAUAGAGUUGCCAAUGCCUUUGCAAUCGUUAGAAACAACCAAAGGAUUAAAAAAAACGAUAUGACUGCAUUCAGAUAUAAAUAGCCUACCUACCUACAGUACAGUCUACAUAGGCCUAUAUUUCCAUUAGUUUUAUUUAUCUAUUUGGCAUCUGUAAUUUCUGCCUUUUAUAUAUUUCAUGAUGUGUCAAAUCUUGAUUUAGUACAUUUAUUAUAGGGUAAGCAUUAGAAUAAGAUCACAGUCGCACUAGCUGAUCCGUCGUCAGUAUUGUGGAAUAAUUAUCAUUUUAAGGUAAGAUAUUAAUGAAGAAAGCUGAUCUGAAUUCUUUCAAUCUUUGGCCAUUGUAGGAAAGGUGCAUCGUUAAAACACUCGUAAGCCUAAAUCCCAUCGCUAUCGAGAAGCCAGGCCCAGUACUGUGCUGGCUUGCAUACGUUCUUUUCAUAAUGUCCUUUCCAGCACAUUCCAGUAACUAUGGUGGAUAGGAUGGGUAACCAGACCAGCUCAGCUUGGUUUAGUAGUGUGAAAAGGUUUGGUCAGAGCAGGCUGGUGCAAUAGUUAGUUUGUAUUAACCAACAAGAAGGCCUAGUAUCUUGAAGUCAGUGUUCAGGAAGGUGUGUGUGUGAAUAAACCAACACAGAGGAAUAGUAUCAAUAUUUUCAUUAGGGGUGUAUGAGGGAAAACAAGAUGUUUGUUAAUGUAGUACAGUGGCACUUUAUAUUGAUUGUGUUAUUUUAAUGAACAUUUUGUGGAGUAGUAUUUCCGAGACGAUCUAAGAAGAUGACUAUUACACUUAUUCAAAUCUAUUACACUUGCCUUUAAACUGUACAGAAACACACUUUGCUAUCACAAAAGAAGAGCUAAGAAAAGAAAUGGCUCGGUAUUAUGAGCUGUCUCAUACGAUGACCGGAACGGGAGACGGCAUAUACUGUUGCAGUGUUUAAACUCUACACUAGAUGGUGUGCUCUAAACUCAGUAUGGGGUUCAUUGGUUUUUGUAAUGAAAUAUACAUUUCCGAGUGAGAUUUGAUGUUCUGGUGUUUCUCAGAGUAGGAGUGCGGAUUUAGGAUCAGUUUGGCCUUUUAGAUCACAAUAAAAAAAAACAUUACAUGGACAGGGGAGACCUGAUUCUAGAUCAGAUGUUUGAUACAUAGAGCCUAUGGUUAGUGGUCUACUGUAGGUUGAUCUUGACUGAAAUGGGCACCAGCUAUUAGAAGAAGAGCUAAAGUACUGGAAGUGGAUCCCACCACAUUGAUGCAGCUCUCGUGCGAUGGGACAGUCAAAUGGAAUGGAGACUUCAUACUGCAAGAUCAAGUAAUACUAACUGCAUCAGUUACCUGACUAGCUAGAAUACUGUCGACAGCUGGGAACAAUAAUGAUUCAUAUAUGUUUGUUUUUACCUCUUAACUUUAACACAACCAAUACCACAGAAUAAAGACCUGCUAAAAGAUG
Molecule: messenger RNA, 3642 nt
Organism: Oncorhynchus tshawytscha (Chinook salmon)
Lineage: Eukaryota; Metazoa; Chordata; Actinopteri; Salmoniformes; Salmonidae
Gene: tcaim
Product: T cell activation inhibitor, mitochondrial
Exons: 11
Coding region: 249-1736 (495 amino acids)
Cellular component (GO): mitochondrion
Source: RefSeq, a predicted model, not a curated record